AUGGCGCGAAACCAACCACCGUUUACGUGGGCACGAGACUUCAAGGAGCACGUAGCCACGGAUUCACCACCUGUAUGGGCAGACGAGAAGUAUUAUGUGGAUGAUGAGGAGGGACCAAGGGCGCACUAUGUGCCAACUGACCAGGAUUUGAGACGCACAACCAAGAUGGGCACGGCUAUGGGGGUCGAUGAGCUGCCUGGGUGGCCGGCCUUUAAUGGGAUUCACAACGCGAACGAGUUGCCCAAUGAUCUCACACAUCAAGAACGAAAAUAUCCUGAAGAAGUAGACGUCCUCAUAUGUGAAGCCGGCCCCUUCGGCCUCGAAGUCGCCAUCUGUCUCGCUCGAAUGGGUCUUACCUUCAGAAUCGUAGGACGCGCAGAUGGCCUCCAGCCACGUGCCGUUGAACACCUUCACGCAUGGGGCCUCUCUUCUGAAUUUACCGAAGAAGGUCCACUAUUGAGCUCCACCGUCCUCUUCCGCAACGGGGUUAAGCUCGUCCACGACGCCAUGCCGUGCGACUCGCGCUAUCGCGGCAGCCACAUCAUCACGCAGGGCCAGAUUGAAAAGAUUUACAUCAGGAAUCUGCGCAGACAUGAUGUGCUUGUCGAACGGGGCGUUGUAGCAGAGGGUAUUCAUGUGCAGAAAACGACUGAGCAAGAUAUGGCUGCUCGGCCGGUUUCCGUUACGUUGCGCGAUAUUCAAACGGGGACCACGGAGAAUGUUCGAGCGAAGUACCUUGUUGGGGCUGAUGGAGCGGCGAGCGCGACGAGGGAGAUGAUGGGAAUUCCGUUUGAUGGAUUGACUACGGAUUGCUAUCGGGCAAUCAUGGACUCGAGGAGCAUGGCGGAAUUAUCAUCAUUCCGCGUGAAGAUGGGUAUACACGGAGACAAAGCUAGACAGCUCUCUAAAAAGCGCAAUGGGAGACGGAAUUCUAGCGACGUUGGAGCAACUCGCAUUGAUGAUCAUGGUAUCACUGCGGAUGAAGUUCUUGAACAACUCAAUAAGAUCAUGGCACCAUGGAAAGUUGAGUUUGCUUCUGCGAUGAGUUGGUUCGCAGUGUGGAGAGUCAACGAGCGAGUAGCCCGCGCCUUCUCCACCCCAGACCAGAGAAUUCAUAUUGGUGGAGACGCAGUUCACGUGCACAGUGUGCUCGGCGCAUUCGGUCUAAACUCCUCCAUAUACGAUGCCGCAAACCUGAGCUGGAAACUUGGGCUCAGCAUCCAAGGUGCAGCUCGCCCAGGGAUACUCCUUCCCACGUACGAUUCCGAGCGGCGACUGUUCGCCAUCCGCGUCAUCCGCAUCUCAGGUGUUUAUCUCCGCUUUAUCUGCAACAUGAACCAGCCACUUGCCCAACUCCGCGGCCUUGGAGAAGAGCUGGAAGUUCACCAGGAAGAUCUUCCAGUUCUAGAUGGUACCACCGAAGCAGACAAGCGCUUUCUGCAUUCCUUCUUCGGUCGCAACCAACACUUCCUGCUUGGUGUCGAAGAUCCCAUCGUUGAGUCUGCAAUAUGCCCGCCGGACAGUCCCUCUUCCACCAACAAAGGCAUCACACUACUUACGAGUCUGCGCAAUGAGGUCCGCGUGCCCAAUCCCCGUGUUUGUUUCGGCCUCGCAUCUAGUGGCUACCUCUACGAUGCCAUGCUCGGCGUCGCCCGCUUCCACAUCCUUGUUUUCGUAUCAGAUAUGCAAACGGUCGUGCGUGCCCACCUCAUCCGUUUCGCUAAAAAUGCUUUCGCUUCUGUGGGUUUCUAUGGGCGCUUUGGGGGAAGUCAACGUUUCAACAUACUGCUCGUCACUAAAGCGCUACCGUGA
Molecule: messenger RNA, 1812 nt
Organism: Pyrenophora tritici-repentis Pt-1C-BFP
Lineage: Eukaryota; Fungi; Ascomycota; Dothideomycetes; Pleosporales; Pleosporaceae
Product: UbiH, 2-polyprenyl-6-methoxyphenol hydroxylase and related FAD-dependent oxidoreductase
Molecular function (GO): oxidoreductase activity; FAD binding
Source: RefSeq, a predicted model, not a curated record